Colletotrichum phormii is the source of this 2085-nucleotide messenger RNA. RefSeq lists its product as uncharacterized. The record is from RefSeq and is a predicted model, not a curated record. Gene Ontology annotation, molecular function: DNA-binding transcription factor activity, RNA polymerase II-specific; zinc ion binding. The coding region runs from base 1 to 2085 and encodes 694 amino acids. The transcript has 3 exons. Lineage: Eukaryota; Fungi; Ascomycota; Sordariomycetes; Glomerellales; Glomerellaceae. Gene Ontology annotation, biological process: regulation of DNA-templated transcription.
AUGUCCCCGUCGUCGACGGGUGACUCCCCGCGUUCGGCCACGGGCAACGGUAACGAGGGGAGGUCUUUUCCCGUGCCGUCGCGCGAGGCCUUCAACGUCGACGUUCCCUCACCUUCAAUGACCAACGGCAUCCACCCUCUUAAGUCGCCCGCCUCGCUCAAGGUGCAACGAACGCCCAGUUUCAGUAGAGAUGGUUUCCUAGGUUCCGUGCAAAAGGCCCGGAACAUGUCUCAGUCCUCCGAGAACCGUCCCGAUGCUCUGACCAAUGGCAUGCACAAGGCGCCCAGCGACGAGGGGUCCAACCCGCUAAAGAGGAGAAACACAGACGUUGGCCUCGACUACCCACGGAGGAGGGCCACCAUUGCAUGUGAAGUGUGUCGCUCCCGCAAGUCCCGCUGCGAUGGCACAAAACCAAAGUGUAAGCUCUGCGCCGAGCUGGGCGCCGAGUGUGUCUACAGAGAGCCCGGCAUCAAGCUGGAUGCCGGGGAUAAGCUGAUUCUCGAGCGCCUCAACCGUAUUGAAAGUCUGCUGCAGAUGAGCAUGGUCGCCGGCCAGGGAAACGGCAUCGCCAUGAACCAAGAGUCGCCAUCGAUGAGUAACGGAUCAGGUCUCAACGGAGACAGCUUGAUGGGCAUACCAGGCUCAGGCAACGCUGUCUCCAUCAUCCCCAACGGCGGCCUGGGCACGUGGAACAACCCGACAAACAUAUCAACCAUGCCCAAGAUGCACACGAAUGCGGCACUUCAUCUUUUGCAAUGGCCUCUCAUUCGCGAUCUUGUCUCUCGCCCGUAUGACCCGCAAGUCCUGCUCCAGCUGGAAAUGGCCCGCGAGCCUCUUCAUUCGCUCACAAAGACGCCAUGUGUCGACCUGUCCAACACGACCGCCUACAUCGAGGCCUACUUUGAGCGGGUCAAUGUCUGGUACGCCUGCGUCAACCCGUACACGUGGAGGAGCCACUACCGAACGGCCCUCUCCAACGGCUUCCGUGAGGGCGCCGAGAGCUGUAUCGUCUUGCUGGUCCUGGCCCUGGGUCAAGCGAGCUUGAGAGGCAGCAUCUCACGCAUCGUCCCCGGAGAGGACGCUCCCGGGCUACAGUACUUCACGGCCGCGUGGGCGCUGCUGCCCGGCAUGAUGACGUCCAACAACGUCCUGGCGGCGCAGUGUCACUUGCUGGCUUCGGCCUACCUGUUCUACCUGGUGCGGCCCCUGGAGGCUUGGAACUUGCUCUGCACCACCAGUACCAAACUCCAGCUCUUGCUCAUGUCCCCCAACAGAGUCCCUCCCAACCAGCGGGAGCUGACUGAGCGAAUCUACUGGAACUCACUACUAUUCGAAAGCGACCUGCUGGCCGAGCUGGAUUUGCCACACUCGGGCGUCGUUCAAUUUGAGGAGAACGUCGGCCUUCCUGGCGGCUUCGAGGGCGAGGAGCAAGAAGCGAUUGGCCGAGACGACCUCUGGUACUUCCUCGCCGAGAUUGCCCUGCGGCGGCUCCUCAACAGGGUCAGCCAGCUCAUUUACUCAAAAGACUCGAUGGCUUCCACCACCAGCCUGGAGCCGGUGGUGGCGGAGCUCGACUUUCAGCUGACGCAAUGGUACGAGAGCCUGCCGAUGCCGCUGCAGUUCCCCUUCACCCGCACCCUCCUCUCCGAUCCGGUGCAGACCGUGUUGCGCUUGCGCUUCUUUGCUUGCCGGACGAUCAUCUACCGCCCGUACAUCUUGGCCGUAUUGGACAACGAGCAGGCCGUGCUGGACCCCGCGGUGCGCGACAGUUGCCACAAGUGCCUGGAAGCCUCCAUCCGGCAGCUGGAGCACAUUUCACAACAUCACGCCGGCCACAUGCCGUACCUGUGGCAGGGAGCGCUCUCCAUUGUAUCGCAGACGCUACUGGUCAUGGGUGCGACCAUGUCACCCUCUCUGAGCAGUAUCCUCCUCACCCUCGUUCCCCAUAGGGAAACCAUUGAUCAGAUCAUCAACGACGUGGUCAUGGAAAUCGAGCGAUACUCGACACUGGCCCCGAGUCUGAGCCUGGCAGCCGAAAUCAUCAAGGAGGCCGAAGUGCGAAGGAGGGCAUACCUGAGCGGUUGA